Messenger RNA from Microthlaspi erraticum, 249 nucleotides. The record is from the annotation of a GenBank genome assembly. Lineage: Eukaryota; Viridiplantae; Streptophyta; Magnoliopsida; Brassicales; Brassicaceae.
AUGAAGCAACAACGUUACUUGGUCGUCGUCUUCUUUGUCUUUUUCAGCUUUCUCCUGUUUGUGAACCUUAGUGAAGGAAGAUCAGGAGGAGUUGCAGAGGAAUAUUGGAAGAAGAUGAUGAAUAAUGAGCCAUUGCCUGAACCAAUCAAAGAGCUUCUGGACAAUCCAUUUAGGGCAGGACGAGAGAGGUUCGUCAAGAAUUUCAACACCAAAUCUAUCGUCAUCAUCUACCACAAUCCUAAUGUAUAA